Molecule: messenger RNA, 1594 nt
Organism: Pieris napi
Lineage: Eukaryota; Metazoa; Arthropoda; Insecta; Lepidoptera; Pieridae
Gene: GatB
Product: glutamyl-tRNA(Gln) amidotransferase subunit B, mitochondrial
Exons: 5
Coding region: 47-1585 (512 amino acids)
Biological process (GO): glutaminyl-tRNAGln biosynthesis via transamidation; mitochondrial translation
Molecular function (GO): glutaminyl-tRNA synthase (glutamine-hydrolyzing) activity
Source: RefSeq, a predicted model, not a curated record
AAAACAAAUAGGUAUUAAUGUGGUAUAAAUUUUUUGUAAGAUAAAAAUGCGGACUAAAUUUUUAUAUAAGUAUUUAAAAAUACAUAAGCGUUACUCGUCGCAAAUUGCGAAGAAAUGGCAAAGUGUCGUGGGGUUAGAAGUUCACGCUCAGCUAAAUACAGAAUCAAAGUUAUUCUCCGGCGCCCAAAAUACUUUUGGAGGAUUAGUUAAUAACUGUGUGUCCCUAUUUGAUGCUGCUAUACCUGGCACAUUACCCGUACUUAAUAGAAAAUGCGUUGAACUUGGUGUGUUAGCUGCAUUAGCCUUUUCAUGUCGAGUUAAUGAAGUCUCUAGUUUUGAUAGAAAACAUUAUUUCUACGCUGAUUUGCCUGCAGGGUAUCAAAUAACACAACAAAGAGCUCCUUUAGCUAAUGAUGGUGUUAUUAAUUUUCAGGUAUAUACACCAGGAGUUCAUAAAAAGCCAUAUAACAAAAGCUCAAUGAUUAAACAAAUACAGUUGGAGCAAGAUAGUGGUAAAUCACUUCAUGACAUAGAAUUAAAACAAAGUCUUGUUGAUCUCAAUAGAGCUGGUGCGCCACUUAUAGAAAUUGUAUUUGAACCAGAUUUAGAGGAUGGAGAAGAAGCUGCAGCGUUAGUCAAGGAAUUGGUAUUAAUUGUACAACGCCUGGGCGUAUGUUCUGGUCGUAUGGAAGAAGGUGCUCUGAGAGUAGAUGCUAAUGUUUCUAUACGAAGAGAAGGUGAUCCACUAUCAACACGGACUGAGAUAAAAAAUAUCGGAUCCAUUCGUGGCGUGGCCAGUGCGGUCCGUUAUGAGAUUGACCGACAGCAGUCAGUACUCGAAGAUGGUGGGAGUAUUAUCAACGAGACCAGAAUGUGGGAUGCCGCUGCGAAGGUCACAGUGCCAAUGCGAGACAAGGAAGUGGUCCAGGAUUACAGAUAUAUGCCUGAGCCCAAUUUACCACCACUCCGUGUGAAUUUAACGACAAGAGAAGAGACACAAGACAUCAUAAGCGUACCAUUAAUCAGCGAUAGAAUACCAGAAUUACCAGCAGAAUCAAGAACGAAAUUGAUCGAAACACAUGAUCUCCGCCCAGAAAUAGCAAUACAACUCGUCAACGAACCGACUUUGUUUGAUUUCUUUAACAAUUUGAUGAACAAAAAGAGAAAUCCAACAAAAGUCGCCAAUCUCUUAUUAAACGAUCUCCUGACUGUACUUAAUAAACGGAAAAUCGAUGUUAAUAAUUGUACCAUAAACAACGAGCAGCUAGACGAACUAACCGACUUGCUUCUAGAAAAGAAAAUUAACUUGGAUAUUUGUCGUAGUGUUCUAGAAGAAAUUAUAGGUAAUAGGAAAUCUCCUCUUGCAGUAGUCAACGAGAAGGGAUGGUCCCUUGUCACAGAUAACGAAGAGAUAACAGAGCAAUGUAGGAGGGUUAUCGAAGAUAAUCCAAAAUUAGUUAAACAGUUUAGAGAUGGGAAGGUCAAAGUGUUGCGAGCUUUAUUAGGUGUAUUGAGUAAAACGUCAGAUAAUAAACUUGACAUGUCCCUAGCGUCUAAGAAAAUGGAGGAGUUGUUAAGGAAAUAAAUGUUUAUA